AUGAGGAAUUUACGAAAAGCGGUCAGCGUGCUCGUGGAGCCAGCUUUUCCCUCAACCAAUUUCCCAGUCUCAUCGAAGAAAACAACGGUACUCUUGCUUGGAUGGGCAGCGGCACGAGAUGAACACCUUUCGAAGUAUUCUGAAAUCUAUGAGAGAAGAAGGUAUUCGAGAGAUGUUUCUGGUGUUGUCGGAGAUCUGCGCACGGUUCUCGAACGCCCUGACACUCGCCUAGCAUUGCAUUUGUUUAGUAUGAAUGCUGUCUAUACGCAGUUCGUUCGUUCUCAAAUGGGCAUGAGUCUGUCCAAUUUCACCCCUUAUCACUUCGUUCGAGACCAUCCUUCCAUACCUAAGAAUCUGUUGUUCGUUUAUUCCGACAGGGAUACGAUUUGUCCACCA
Molecule: messenger RNA, 396 nt
Organism: Ostertagia ostertagi
Lineage: Eukaryota; Metazoa; Nematoda; Chromadorea; Rhabditida; Trichostrongylidae
Source: the annotation of a GenBank genome assembly